Molecule: messenger RNA, 4920 nt
Organism: Xiphophorus couchianus (Monterrey platyfish)
Lineage: Eukaryota; Metazoa; Chordata; Actinopteri; Cyprinodontiformes; Poeciliidae
Gene: spryd3
Product: SPRY domain containing 3
Exons: 11
Coding region: 144-1412 (422 amino acids)
Molecular function (GO): protein binding
Source: RefSeq, a predicted model, not a curated record
AACUUGUGCUCCUAUUGGCUGUUGAAAAGAAGGAGACCGUGACGUCAGUGGGAAGCGCCGAACUCCAGUUUCCAAAGUUGAGAGUGAUGCUAAGGUUAGCCGAUGGACGGCAGUGAGUCUCAGGCCUCAUUAACGGCGCACAGAUGGAUGACAUCAAUGUUUUACACCACAGAUGCCUUCUCAAUUUGAGGCGUAGAAUUCGAGACAUAGGAGAUGGUCACCCAGCACAGGAUCGAUGCAUGAGGUUGCAGAAGGAUGGGGACACACUUAGUUACCAAGGGAACUCCGAGGAAGUGGGUUGCUAUGUGGCUGGCCAUCCUUUAUCAAAGGGAAAUUGCUACUUUGAGGUAACAAUAGUGGACACAGGAGUGAGGGGAACCAUCGCGGUGGGCCUGGUGCCUAAAUUCUACAGGCUGGACCACCAGCCUGGAUGGCUGCCAUACUCUGUAGCUUACCAUGCUGACAACGGCAAGUUGUAUAAUGGUAACCCUGUUGGAAAGCAGUUUGGGCCAAAAUGCGCUCGUGGUGACCGGAUUGGCUGCGGCAUACACUCGGAAAACACAGAAGCUGGUCUUACUACUGUCUUCUUCACCAAAAAUGGCAGAGAGGUGGGUUCAAUAGAGGUUCCUGUGUCGUCUGAGGGCCUUUACCCGGCUGUAGGUAUGCACUCCAUGGGGGAGGAGGUGAAGGUUGACCUGCGGGCGGAGUGGCUCUUAGAGGAGGAUGAUACCAUGAUGAUGGUUGACAGCCAUGAAGAUGACUGGGGACGACUCCAUGACGUCAGAGUCAGCGGCAUGCUCCUGGAAUAUGUUGGCAAAGGAAAGAGCAUCAUGGACGUUGGUUUGGCUCAGGCCCGCCAGCCGCUCACCACCCGCUGCCACUACUAUGAAGUGGAGAUAGUUGAUGCUGGGGAGAAGUGCUACAUCGCCUUGGGCUUGGCAAGAAGGGAUUAUCCCAAGAACAGACACCCUGGGUGGAGCCGGGGGUCCGUCGCCUAUCAUGCAGAUGAUGGGAAGAUCUUCUACGGCAUCGGAGUUGGAGACGCUUUUGGGCCCCGCUGCUUCAAAGGGGACAUCAUGGGAUGCGGCAUCAUGUUCCCACGUGAUUACAGCCUGGACGGAGACGGUUCAGUUGACGUGGAAGACUUGGGUCAGCUGGAGGGCCUACCCAGUCAAGAUGGCAUCCAGAACGUUCUGUAUCUUAAUGGUGAAGACGAGGAAGAGGAAGAGGAGGAAGGGGACGAAGUCGUUCAGGAACAGCAGGGAAGGAAGGUGACGGUGUUUUUCACCAGGAACGGGAAGCUGAUGGGUCGACGGGAGAUGGCGGUCCCCCCUGGGGGUCUGUACCCCACCGUGGGGAUGCUGAGCAGCGGUGAGAAAGUCAAGGUGGACCUGCAUCCUCUCAGCGGAUGAACCGAGAGGUCGUAGGCCAGAGCACGCACCAUCCAGCUGCACACACGCACGUCUUCCUCUAGUCAUCGCAGUAAGAACAGACUACAAGCUCUGGCAGCAACGGUUACUUCUAUGCAAUCUGCUCUGCUACCAUCCUCCUUCUGCAUGCACUUUGUCUCCGAAACACUGAGCUGGUAAAUGCCCUCAUCCAGUCUCGCUUUUUUUCCAUUUGUCACGACCCCGAGCAAAGCGGAGAGAGGCCAACGUCAGUUUGUUUCAGGGAACAGGACUCCCUCCCUCUGGGCGAUCAGGGACCUCACAUGCUGCUCUCCCAGAGCCAGACGUGGAGCUCCUCUGUUUCCUCAAAGCUGCAGAGUCCUCCUUAAAUCAGUUUUGCGAAACAAUCCAAGCGUUCGGCAUGUCUGCUGAGAAGCGCCGUGUCGGAUAUUUUUUCCAAGAGCUCAAUUUGCAGCCAAAAUCCAAAUAAAAACGGGUCAGCAAACAUUUUAUACAUGCCAUCUUUGAAAAACAAAUAUUUAAGUUUAUCUCAUUCAGGGAAUAUUUGUGUGUUUUAGCACUUUAAUAAGAUAAACUUUGGCUUUAUAUUCUGAAUCCAAACUGUGAGUAAAGGUAGAAACUUUAAGAACCAGUCCAAUAUUGACUGAUCAAUUUAUGCAAUCCACAUAAAAAAGUGUAAAUAAAUGACUUAAUGUUUGGAAGAAAUAUUUAAAUCUGCUCAGUUUUAUCUCCGACUCAAGUCCUGAGAAUUGUUAUCCACCAACCUGUAGAUGACCAUUCAACUCUGCAGGGGCCUGAUAACAACACAUUCAUGUACUUUAGGUGUUUUGGAGAAGGAAUGCAUCUAAACGUUGCAGGAUCGUAACUCUCAGGACUGGAUUAAAACACCCAGCUUAAUGUGAAAAAGAUGCUGCAUAUUUUCGUGCAGAUGUUUGUUGCAUGCUCAUUGGUCCCCUGCAUUUCACUGAAGGGUGGCAAGAACAAUUCUGCAUCACAAAGUUCAGGCUGAUAUUUCUCUUUAAAUGUUGCCAGAUUUCUACAUUGAGCUGCAGAGUUGAGCCUGUUUUGUUUCUCAGAUGAUUAGAGUUUGACGAAACAAGACGGGUCGGCGAUAUUAAAGUUUAUUAAUUAACAAACAAGAGUCUCAGUAGAAAACUCCUGGUAAGUCCUCAUGCUGAUCACAAGAUUGGUCACACUCUGAUGCCCAAAAGUAUUAAUAUCCUAGCAGAUUUAGGUACAAAACUAUUUUGAAAUGGCACAGGCAUCUCUCAAAAAAUAAUAGGACAAUGUAUAAGUGUGUCAUAAAUAUAUAUAUUUAUAUUUUAAAGCUUCAAUAUGUAACUUGUUGAAACUGUUACUAUGUUGUAACAGCAUCACGAGACAGAUAAUCUGUAAGAAAUUGAUCUCAUUUGUCUUGUUAACUAGAAACAACCAAUCCGAGCCAGGAGGUGGGUCUUAGCGCUGUCAAUCAUCCUGCAUGUGGCACUGCUAGCAGCACUCAGAGCCUUUUAUGAAUGCUAAAGCUAGUUAACAUGGCAGAUAAAUGGUUUUUCUGUAAUGGUGGGUUGGGUUUAGCAGCGAGUACAUGAAGUUGAUUAGCAGCUCUAAGACCCUCCUCUUUGCUCUGAUUGGCUGCUUUUGGUCAGGAGUGAAUCAUUUCUUAAGACAGUUAGCUCAGGGAAGAGGUGGAUCUUUUUACAGAUUAUUUGUCUCAUACUGUCACAACAUGGUUUUAACAAAAAUGUAAAAAAAAUUUAAAUGAAAGUUACAGCUGCUGCAGCUUUAUUAAAAAAAAAUCACUCAGUCAGAUUAUUUCCAUCCAGAAGAAACAGAAGCUACUUUAAACCUUAAUCACUUCACAAAUUCACCCAACAGAAACAUUACGAAAUCAAUCAGAUAAAUGGUUAGUAAAGGCAGUGAGGCAUCCUGGGUCGUAGGAAUCAAACAGCAUCAGCAGUGUGAGGUGAAAUGAGGACGUGUUUUCUGGUUCUGAGACAUUUAAAAGACUCUGCCGACCCGAUUGCUUCAGGCAGCUUCAGGCAAAGUUCAGCGGCUGCAGCCACAGUCGACCCGCGAGUCGGAGAACGGCGAACCGCACUCAAAAAAUCAGUUCUGAGUGGAAAAAUCUCCCAUAAUGUGGUUAAUUCUAACAUCAGGUUCUGCUGGGCCGACCUGAACGCUGUGAUGCAGAAUCCAACAUCUACAAAAGCUUUGUGAUGAGUCUGGUGGAGCUGGUUUCCACAUAACUUUAAAGAACUUGAAAAUAAUCGAAUCUGUAAAAAUGAACCAACCAGGCCUGUCAUAAUAACAAAUUUUACUGGACGAUAAAUUACCCAGAAGUUAUCGCGAUAAAUGAUAAUAUUGUUGUUUUGAGACCAUUUUCAAGUAAUUAAAUGGUAAUAAUGGACUAAUAAUGCAAGAACCCAUUCUAAAAGGUAAACAAAUCUAGUGAACAUUUAAUGCUGGAACUGGAAGACAUUUUAAAUAUCCAAAAUAAAUAAACAAAACAACAAAAACAACAAAUAAAAUGAAUUAUGAAGUCUCUGUUUUGGUCUCAAUUAUCCUUUUUUUGAAGGACAGUUUAGUUUACAGACUUUUAUCCUCCAAUUUUUGGUCAAUUAAAAAGUUUAAUUUAUCAUGCGAUUAAAUGGUUUAUUGCUUAUUGUGACAGGCCUAUCGCCUUUUUAAACAGAGUUUAUGACACAAACCAACACAAAACUGUGAAGUGGAAGUGAAAUAAAGUUUUUUAAAUUCAGUUUUUACAUGGAAAAUUUUGCUAUGAAUUUGUAUUAAACCCCUGUUACUCUGAUGCCAUGAAGAUCAGACAGCGUCCCUGUUUGCAGAUCAAAACAAUCACUCAGAUCAGAACUAAAAUGCAAAUCUACAAAAAUCAAAAGUACUUAAAAAUCAAACACAGAAAAACUAAUUUCUCUCUAUAUUAAUUUUUUUUAUUAAAAGGAAAUGUACAGUAUAUGCUAAUAAUCUGACUGAGAUGAGCAGAGCUAAUAGAAACAAAAAUACAAAUUCACGCCACACUUUUCAGAUUAAAUGUUACCAGAAAUAUGACAACCAAUGUUCCUUUUUCUUCCACUUUGCAGUUAUGCACCACGUUGUGUUGGUUUAUCCCAUAAAAUCCCAAUAAAAACAUUUAAUUUUGUGGUUGCAACGUGACGAAGCGUUCAUGGGGUGUGAAUACUUUUGUAAAACGUGACCUAAAACUUCUGCACAGCAUGACUUUGAAAUCACAUCUGCUGGCGUCUCAGUUUCUAGCUGUUAUGUUUUCAUUUUCUUGAAAAAUAGAAUGAACUCAGCUUGAAUCAGUCAGGUUUGGUUCUGACUGAAUAAAAACUGGAAAUAAAAGAAAAUGUCGCUCAGAUUGGAGCCAAACACGACUUUAAUUCACUUUCCAAAUACAAUCGUUCCUGUUGUAAAGUUCUGUCUUGUUCGAUUGCACUAUGAUAUCCUGACUCACAUGAUCAUCAAUAAAUGUUUUAUUAAUGUUAACAAAGUA